CAGCAGAAGUCUACGGAAAUUCCCCGGCAGGUUAACUUUAGCUAGAGAGCAGGCGGAGCGCGCGCACGAGCCGCAGACUGACUGGCUCUCGGCUCCUCAGGAAAGAGAGUGUGUCCCUCAGAUCAGGAAGUAGAAAUCUGUGGUGUGAUCCGUGUGCGUCUGCCGAACUCAUCCGAACCGAAAGCAGCACGGGCGCCCCGCUUCAGUCCGCGGUUUACAGCACAGAUCUUGUAGCCUAUUCAUGUAUGUGACAAACAAAUGGAUGGAUGUCAUGCAGUCUGUUCCUGAAGGGGCAUUUUAUGUAUCUUCAGUCAAAAAAGACGACUUCCGGAUGACACGGCAGCUUUCAGCCUGAAAUAUGUCGUCGUACUGGUACGUCAAAGAGACUGCGGAUCCAGGCGGCAGCACCAGCAGCAUGGAGGAGCAAGCUGGCGUUCCGGCAAUGGGAGCCAAGCAGUCGGUGGUUGGCAGCGUUUCCUUGAAUCAUUCGUCCACUCUGAAGAACAUCCAAGAGGCCUAUACGAACGGCGAGGACCAGAGGGCACGCGAGCUAAUCCGGCUUUGCUGCGAGAAUAACGGCGGCGUGGGACCGGAUGGGGUGCAGCUCCUGUGUUUGGCGGCUCACAACGGUGACUUGGACAGCGUUCGGUUCUUGCUGCAGGAGGCACGAGUUACAGUUCCACAGGAGCCCAGCAAAGAAAACCCUGCCGUCUUAGCAGCACAUCACGGACAUCAGCUGUUGGUCCGAGAGCUGCUGGACUCCAUACCACGUCCGUGUGUCCGUAAGGAUCUGCUGAACUGGAUGUUGGCUACGGCGUGUCAGCAGGGUCAUGUAGAGGUGGUGAAGCUGCUGGUUCACACGUACAAUGCUGACACUGAGGACUGCGCUGUUCAUUCAGGAGAGUUUGCCAUCAUCAGUGGUUUGCCGCUGUACGCCGCGGCUCAGGCAGCAAACAAGGAGGUGGCGUGUUUUCUGCUGGACAAUGGAGCCGGUUUCUCCUCGUACACGCUGAUGGAUCACGCAGACUUCAGCAGGCAGCUGCUCAGACAGCGCCACCUGCAGGACAAAGACGCGCCUGCAGACGGGACGCUGAUGCAGGCUGUGCAUGUUGACUGGUCCGGACUGAAGCUGCCCUGGUUGGAUCUGGACUGGUUCAUGGACGUGUCGUCUCGGAUCACGGUUCUGGAUCUGUCUCGUAACUGUCUGAGCUCGCUGCCGUCUGUGGUGCCCUGGGGUCUGAUUCAUCUGCACUCGCUCAACCUGUGCCACAAUCAGCUGCGAGAGCUGCCCACCCCAACCUCAUCGCAGGAGAUCAUCUGCAGCCGAUUGUCCCAUGUGAAUGUGUGUGAGAAUGAGCUGGAGUGUCUUCCUGUCGGUCUGCUUCAUCUCGGCCAGUUGAAAAGGAUUUAUGCAGCCAGAAACAAACUCAUCAGCCUCUUCAACAUCCCCAACGGCACGAACUGGAUCGGCCUCCGUAAGCUGCAGGAGCUGGACGUGUCCGACAACAGCCUGACGGACCUGCCCUCCUCCAUCCUGCACUGCCUGAAGGCCCUCAGCUCUCUCAACAUCAGCAGAAACAAGCUCGGCAGCUUCCCCGACCCCUGGGCCUGUCCUCUGAAAAUCUGCAAAGCUUCAAACAACCAGAUCGAGUUUCUUCCUGACACUAUCUCCAUCUUCUGGAAGACUCAUCUGAUGGAGGUGGACAUCUCCGAGAACGUCCUGAAGGAGCUGCCCUCGUACAUAUUUGAGCUCGAGGCCAUCGUCUCUCUGAAGUUGUGUGGGAACCAAAUCUCCACUCUGCCCUCUCCAAACAAAUGGAAAUGCUCUUGUCUGCGAACACUAGACCUGUCCAGAAACCAACUGGGGAAGACGGGAGAGCCGACCAAAACCCGGAAGCUGGCCUUCUUGACUACAUGGCACAGACGAGACCCAGAGCCAGGUACAGCACACUCAAACACUGCGGUCACCAGAGAUGCAUUACAAGUAUUACUGCUGCAUGACAACCAGCUGGAGUGUGUGCCUGCCCCGUCAGAGCUGUGUGCUCUAAGAACCUCUCCGAAACUCUAUUUCUGCAGUAAUCCAGGUAUCCAGGAACUUCCUAUUGAGCUCGGGCAGCUCUCUAAUCUCUGGCAGCUGGACAUCGAAGACUUGAACAUCACCAACAUCCCCGCAGACGUCAGUGUGGGGGGUCCGGCUGCGGUUCUGGCGUAUCUGCGAGCGGAGCUGCGGGGAGCAGAGCCCUGCAGGCUGCUGAAGCUGAUGGUGGUGGGUCCUCCGCGGCAGGGCAAGAGCGCUCUGCUGGAGGGACUGCAGACAGGCAAACCCUCAUCCUUCAUCAGCACCGACCGCAGCAUCCACACCUCCGCACGCAGCAUCCACACCUCCAGCUGGGAUCUGGAGCGACCCGGAGGAGUGAAAUCUGCUGUUGAUUCGGUGUCCUUCAGCGUGUGGGACAUUGGCGGCCCGGCCAGCAUGUCGACGGUAAACCAGUGUUUCUUCACGGAUAAGGCUCUGUUUAUGGUGAUCUGGAAUCUGGCUUUGGGAGAGGAAGCCGUGGCCAACCUGCAGUCCUGGCUGCUCAGCAUCGAGGCUCGUGCUCCUAACUCUGCUGUCAUCGUCGUUGGGACGCAUCUGGACCUCAUAGACACUAAGUUUCGUAUGGAGCGCGUGGCCACACUGAGGGCCUACAUCCUGGCACUUUGCAGAACCCCCUCGGGCGCACGGGCCAGUGGAUACCCCGACAUCACACUGAAACACCUCCAUGAGGUGUCGUGUAAGACGCUGGAAGGCAUGGACGUGCUCAAGAGGAUGUUGUUUCAGGUUGUUUGCUCCAUGAGGGACAUCAGCAACCCUGCUAGCUGUCACAAACUCGUGGGAAGACUGAUCCCCAAAAGUUACCUGACCCUGCAGGAGGCCAUAAAAGCAGAACGUCUGAGGAGAGACGAAGCCGAUGAGGUCCAGUACCUGACGGACUCAGAACUGGAGCAGAUCAUUGAGCAGAGUCCUGCCAGCGAUAUCAAAGAUUACGAGGAUCUGCAGACAUCAAUUAACCUCCUCAUCGAGACCGGCACCAUACUGCAUUUCUCCGACACCAGUCAUGGCCUGUGUAAGCUCUACUUCCUGGAUGCCGUGUGGCUGUCCGAGUGUUUUGAGCGGAUCAUCAGCCUGAGGGGCUCGCGCUCGGUCGCUCGUCUCCUCGUCGCUCGUAACGGGGUCAUCAAGGCCGAGGACCUGCGCAUGCUGCUGGUGGGCACCGGCUUCACCCAGCAAACAGAAGAACAGUACUUCCAGUUCCUGGCUAAGUUUGAGAUCGCUCUACCAGUCGCCAGCAACAGUUAUCUGUUGCCCCACCUUUUGCCCCCCAAACCUGCCCUGGACAUCCACGGCUUUCGGCACCAGAGCAACAACUCCAUUCAGAGGCAUUUUAAGAUGAGCUUCGUUCCUGCGGGAUUCUGGGAGCGCUUUAUAGCCAGGAUGCUAAUUAGUUUAAGCCAGAUGGAUGUGCAGGCAUUCGAGACCAAAAAGGUCACGAAGAACCCGAGGAACCACAGUACGGUGAUCUACAGCUUUGCGGGGAACCAGCAGCGCAAUCGCUGCAGCACUUUCCGCGUCCGGCGCAGUCAGACCAUCUACUGGAAAGAAGGGCUGCUAGUCACCUUUGACGGUGGAUAUCUGAGCGUGGAGUCGUCUGACCUGAACUGGAAGAAGAAGAAAAGCGGAGGCAUCAAGAUCAUCUGUCAGUCUGAGACGAGGGAUUUCUCAGCGAUGGCUUUCAUCACCGAUCACGUUAACUCUCUCAUAGAGCAGUGGUUUCCUGCGCUGACGGGCAGUGAGAGUGACGGCUCUCGUCUCAUUGAGCAGUACGCGCCCUGUCCGUACUGCAGCUCCAGGCCCCGAGGGUCCGACCCACUGCCUCUGUCCGGCUCCAGCAACAGCACCGUCCACUACUUCAACAUGGAGGACUGCGUCCUGGCAGCCGUGGACAAGGAGCACAUCACCUGCCCCAACCACCCCAAACCCGUCCCGCUACAGGAGCUGGUGCCCGAGCUCUUCAUGACCGACUUCCCUUCACGUUUGUUCCUGUUGAAGAGUGACCUGCAGUGGAGUGAAGAUGCAGCAGAUGUCCUGGGACAGGGUGGCAGCGGCACCAUCAUCUACAGAGCCAAAUACAGAGGCCAUCCGGUGGCCAUUAAACGCUUCCACUUCAAGAAAUGCAAACAGCAGUCGCUCAACAACAGCACAGACACCAUGAUGAAGCACCUGCAGUCGAUGGACGCGGCCCGCAGCUUCUCAGAGUUUCGGCAGGAGGCCAGCAUGCUCCACUCCCUGCAGCACCCGUGUAUCGUGGCUCUGGUGGGCAUCAGCAUCCACCCGCUCUGCUUCGCCCUGCAGCUGGCGCCGCUGGGCAGCCUCAACACCAUCCUGGAGGAGCGAGCCAAAGGUUCUCAGUACGUGCCGCUGGGUCACAUGCUCACCUUCAAAGUGGCCUAUCAGAUCAUCACAGGCCUGGCGUAUCUGCACAAGAAGAACAUCAUCUUCUGUGACCUCAAGUCUGACAACAUCCUGGUGUGGUCUCUGGAGCUGGAGGACUCGGUGGACAUGUUCUCAUACGGCAUGGUCCUGUAUGAGCUGCUGUCCGGCCGCAGACCAUGCAUGGGUCAGCACCAGCUGCAGAUCGCUAAGAAACUGUCUAAAGGACUCAGACCGGCGCUGGGCAGCCCAGAGGAGGUGCAGUUUCACUGUCUGCACACGCUGAUGCAGGAGUGCUGGGACACCAAACCAGAGAAGCAUAAACACGUCCGCGAUCCCAGUUUUGCUUGUCUCAGGUACCUAGAUCCCCCAGUUUUUGCUUGGGGGUCUCAGGGAUACCUGCUGCCCUGCCAGGAACACAGUCAGCUCUUCUUGUCCCCGCUGCAGGGACACAACGCCGUCUUCUGGGAUGGAAACAAAGACGACAGGAAUUACACAGUGGUAAACUUGGCCAAGGGGCAGGUGGAGGUGGAGCGGAUGCCAUGCCCGGGAACUCGUCUGAGCUGCCAAAUGAAGAUGGAGAACAGCCUGUGGACGGCCACUGAGGAACAGGAAGUCUUUAUCUACAGCCUGAAAGAGAUGUGUCCCUUGAGUCACCCGCAGAAACUGCUCUCCUGUCCGGCUGUGGUAACCUGUCUCUUUUUACUGCCCGCCAGGAAAGAGUCUCUCCCGCAGAUGUUUGCUGGCAUGUCUGACGGUCUCGUGGUGGUGUAUUCUCUGGUGGAUGACAUGCCUGUAGAAGGUGAGACUUACAUCUGCUCGCACACCAUUAACAAGCAUCUGCUGAACAUGGAGGACUCUGACCCUCGGCAGCGACCGUACGCCGUGUGCAGCAUCGUACCGGUGCGCACCGGAUCAGAGGUGUGGUACACCAACGGCCCCGGCGUGCUGGUCAUCGACAGCCUGGCGCUUCAGCCCAUCCGCCGGCUCGACCCGUACCUCCCGCCGUCCUGCGUGGUGUCCAUGGUCUCGUCUGCCAGCUGCUGGGGCGACGAGGCCGUCUGGUGCCUGGACGAUCACACUAACACACUUCUGAUGUAUCACGCCGCCAGCUACCAGAUCUGUGCUACAUACAACUGCAGCGACGCCAACCCGCUGCGGGACGUUUUCCUCGUGCAAAGGCCGUCCGGGGUUAUGACACCUGUGACCCCUGUUCCUGACAUAGAUGAAGAGUCUCUUCCGGCCGCCCUGGAGCCGGUGAAGGUGACGGUCACACACAGCGAGGACGCAGGAACACAGAUCUUGUGCCAGCAGGACUCGCUGGAUUACUGCUCCAUGACGUCCUCCGGCUUCAGCUCGGAGCAGCUGGAUCAGAUCGGCCAUUUCCCUCACGUGGAGCGCUCCAGUUCGGGAGCCCUCAGCUCUCUGACCAGCUCCGGCAGCAUGCCUUUAUCCACGGACUUCGAGGAGACGGACAGACCGCCGGACGAGCUGGUUUCACCUGUAUCAUGUCCAUCCAUGAGAGCUACGGAUCCAGAACUAGCGGCUCAAAGCCACACACCAGCGCAGCUGAAGGCCUUGAACAUCAUUCCUGUCAACAGCAGCAUCUGGGUGCCCAGGCGUGGAGGAGACAUCAUGGUGAUCGAGGUGCAGGAGCAGGCGGGUUCGCUCAGGGGUCGUGUGAUCGCUGUGUUGACGGUGCCUGGAGUGUCCGAGUAUGGGACUCUGGCGGAGGCGGCGCUCGUCGCAAAGGACACCGUUGUGUGCGGCUUCCAGAAAGAAAACAUGGCCUGGUGCCUGGCUGUCUGGAGGAGCUGGGGAGGCCGCGAUCUCGAGCUCUUCUACCAGGGAUACGAGGAGCUCGGCCGCUUGGAGAGCAGUCUGAGGAAAAGGAGGUAGCUGUGUAAACAUGUGUGUGUGUGUGAGACGGAGAAUCGACGUUCUGUGCGGCGCUCACAGAUACAGGUGUUGAACGUGGUUACAGGAGCAACUGGAGGGAAUACACACACACACGGACUGUAAUCCUGCAGGACUUGGCCACAUACACAUUUCAUACACAUAUAUAUAUAUAUAUAUAUAUAUAUAUAUAUAUA
This is a messenger RNA of Cyprinus carpio (common carp), 6564 nucleotides long. Its product is annotated as leucine-rich repeat serine/threonine-protein kinase 1-like. NCBI's taxonomy places the organism in Eukaryota, Metazoa, Chordata, Actinopteri, Cypriniformes, Cyprinidae. The record is from RefSeq and is a predicted model, not a curated record. The transcript is spliced from 37 exons. Gene Ontology annotation, molecular function: protein binding; protein kinase activity; ATP binding. Gene Ontology annotation, biological process: protein phosphorylation. Bases 359 to 6370 code for a protein of 2003 amino acids.